Camelina sativa (false flax) is the source of this 1376-nucleotide messenger RNA. RefSeq names its product putative cysteine protease RDL4. Lineage: Eukaryota; Viridiplantae; Streptophyta; Magnoliopsida; Brassicales; Brassicaceae. The record is from RefSeq and is a predicted model, not a curated record. Gene Ontology annotation, molecular function: cysteine-type peptidase activity. Gene Ontology annotation, biological process: proteolysis.
AUGUUAGCCAUAAUAACACAACACACAAUCCAUUGUUCUUCUUUUAUAACUAUCAGAAACAAACACAAUUCAAAGUUUAAUUCCUUUUACGCCAAAAAAUGGGUAGUGCUAAAACAGCCAUGCUGAUCCUCUUAGUAGCAACGGUCAUCGCAUCUUGUGCCACGGCCAUGGACAUGUCCGUCGUUUCCUACGAUGAAAACAACCACAUGACCGCCAGUUCUGGUCGUGUUUUUGACACUGAAGCAUCGUUAAUAUUUGAGUCAUGGAUGGUCAAACAUGGGAAAGUGUACGAGUCCGUAGCUGAGAAGGAACGGCGUCGGACCAUUUUCGAGGACAACAUCCGUUUUAUCAAUAACCGGAACGCUGAGAAUCUUAGUUAUCGGCUGGGUUUAACCCGGUUUGCGGAUUUAUCUCUUCAUGAGUAUGAAGAAGUUUGCCACGGGGCUGAUCCAAGACCUCGUAGGAACCACGUCUUCAUGACUAGCAGCGAUAGAUACAAGACUAGUGCUGGUGAUGUGCUUCCUAAGUCUGUUGACUGGAGAAACGAAGGCGCAGUUACUGAAGUGAAAGAUCAAGGCCAUUGCAGGAGUUGCUGGGCUUUCUCGACGGUGGGAGCAGUGGAAGGCUUAAACAAGAUUGUGACGGGAGAGUUAGUCACUUUGUCUGAGCAAGAUUUGAUCAAUUGUAACAAAGAAAAUAAUGGUUGCGGAGGAGGCAAAGUGGAGACGGCCUAUGAGUUCAUCAUGAACAACGGUGGUCUUGGUACCGACAAAGAUUAUCCUUACAAAGCUGUUAACGGAGUCUGCGAUGGCCGGCUCAAGGAAAACAACAAGAAUGUUAUGAUUGAUGGGUAUGAGAAUUUGCCUGCCAACGACGAAUUUGCUCUAAUGAAAGUGGUUGCUCACCAGCCUGUGACUGCCGUUAUCGAUUCCAGCAGCCGAGAGUUUCAGCUUUAUGAAUCGGGAGUGUUUGAUGGCACGUGCGGAACAAACCUAAACCAUGGAGUUGUUGUGGUCGGGUACGGAACCGAGAACGGUCGUGACUACUGGCUCGUCAAAAAUUCAAGGGGAAAUACAUGGGGAGAAGCUGGCUACAUGAAGAUGGCUCGCAACAUUGCCAAUCCAAGAGGCUUAUGUGGCAUUGCUAUGCGAGCUUCAUACCCUCUCAAGAACUCGUUUUCUGCCUAUAAAAGCUAUAUCGCCUAAUAAAAUGAACUAUAUGUAAUAUUAUGCAAGGGAUCCACUGAGCGAACAACCUAUGCGAUUUUGAAAGAAAAAUAAUGUAAUCGAUGGGUUUGGUUUUGUAAUAUAUAUUCGACUUGUAUGGGGGUCAAUGUUUGGAGAGUUUGUAUAAUAUUUAUGGAUUUUUCGUUCUAA